AUGAAAGUGAAGAUAGUCAAAGCUAAAGUAGGAUCACGAAAGAAAAAGAUAGUAAAUUCGUCAGAGAAGAAUUAUGAAUCCAUCACAAUCCCGACUGAAGUACUUGUAGAAAAAUAUGACUCCAAGACGCCUAAUUAUAUCCUGCUUGGUAAUAAUUGGUUCUAUGGACGCAAUAACGAUGGGCUUCAGACGUAUUUACCGGAAAUAGUAACAGAUGCAGAAAACGCUUUUGUAAGAACCACCUUGCGCAUUAAGGACCUCAGCCGGAAACAAUGGGCUCGCCCUACAAAAUACUUCCUGGGAAAUCGAAAGAUUCACUAUCCCACAGAUCAAAUAUCUCUGCAACUUCUAAUUCGGGCACUUCUGAUUCAGAUACUUCAGACAACGAUUCAGGUGAUUCUUCCACAUCUAGGCCUUGACCAUGCUUCGCAUAAUGAAGCUAGUAUCUCUGACACAAAUCUCAUCACGUUAUAA
Messenger RNA from Acaulospora colombiana, 474 nucleotides. NCBI's taxonomy places the organism in Eukaryota, Fungi, Glomeromycota, Glomeromycetes, Diversisporales, Acaulosporaceae. The record is from the annotation of a GenBank genome assembly.